Molecule: messenger RNA, 1596 nt
Organism: Dacryopinax primogenitus
Lineage: Eukaryota; Fungi; Basidiomycota; Dacrymycetes; Dacrymycetales; Dacrymycetaceae
Product: glycosyltransferase family 2 protein
Exons: 5
Coding region: 33-1445 (470 amino acids)
Source: RefSeq, a predicted model, not a curated record
CCUCUCUCUCCUGCCCUCCAGCAAAGGGCAGGAUGUUGUACCUCACCUCGGACAAGUUUCCUAUCUUCAUCCCUUUCGGCGUCAUCGGUUUCUACCGCUACUUCUGGUACAUCAUUCGUAUCCUCGCUUUCUUCGCAUAUCGUCCUGUGCCACUUCCUCUCAAUCCCACCUAUGUCGCCAGUGAGGACGUGACCAUUAUCGUGCCUACCAUCGAUGCGGGAGAAGAGUUUAUCGAGGCGGCGCGAACAUGGCUCCAGGGCGACCCGCGAGAGAUCAUCAUCGUCACCGAAGAACGGAUGCGCGGGCCUUUGGAAGAGCUCGCCGCUGCAGUGGACGCGUCGAAGAUCCGGGUGCUGACGGUGCCGUACGCGAACAAGCGACUGCAGAUGGUCGAGGGUAUCAAGCACACUAUGACCGACAUCGUCGUCUUUGCGGAUGACGACGCGCUCUGGCCACCGACAAUGUUGCCUUACAUACUCGCAUGCUUCGAGGACCAGAAGAUUGGUGGAGUGGGGACGAGCCAGCGGGUCACCCCUGUCGGGUCGAAGCUGACCGUGUGGGAAGUGCUCGCCGCUUUCCGCCUCAGUAUACGCAACGUCGAGAUCGCCGCGAGCACGCAUAUUGACGGAGGCGUGCCGUGCCUCUCUGGUCGUACGGCCGCGUACCGGACGAUUAUCCUCAAGGACCCGGAGUUCCUACACGGGUUCACGCAUGACUUGUGGUUGGGGAAAUACCAUCUUAAUUCGGGGGACGACAAGUUCCUCACUCGUUGGCUCGUCAGCCAUGGCUGGAAUACGUAUAUCCAGUGCUGUAAGGAGGCGGAGUUACUCAGCACUAUGAAGCCCAAUUGGAGGUUCCUGAAGCAAGUGCUGAGAUGGACGCGGAACACGUGGAGAAGCGACCUGAGAAGCUUGUUCAAAGAGCGGUAUAUAUGGCAUCGGUUCCCCUAUGUUGCGUACACGAUGGUGGACAAACUCUUCAACCCGUUCACAUUGCUUGUUGGGCCAUGCCUGGUCAUAUACCUUAUCGUCAAAUCGACAAAGUCCGUCCAAGAAGGCGGGUACCAUCUCCCGUGGUGGGACAUCGUGCUGUCAUACUUCGUCUGGCUGCUCGUAACGCGCACAGCUAAGCUGCUGCCGCAUUUAUGGCACAGACCGGAACAUGUGAUCUACGUACCCGCGUUUAUCCUCUUUGGGUACUAUUUUGCGGUCAUGAAGAUAUUUGCACUGCUUACGCUGCAUGAGACGGCCUGGGGCACUCGUGCGGGUAUUGGCGACCCAACAACGGCCACAAAAGCCAUGGACCAUACAAGCACAGACCCUGAUGCGCCGAACAUGCCCUGGCUGCAGGAGAAGACGGUGCCGGAGCCCGUGGCGUCUGAGGGGAUCGCGUCCGAGAUGAGGGAAUGGGACCCCGAGGCGGUGGUGUAUGUACGUAAGGACUGAUGGACUUAGCCGUGAAGGGACGAUGAUGUGGCCAGAGCUUACAACUUGUAGCAUUAUUUAUGACCGCACUUCUAGCAUACCUCAGUGGGACAGUCUGACUCAGGAUAUCAUACCGUACGAGCGGAGUAAUCAAAUAAUUGUCUAUCAUCCC